This is a messenger RNA of Miscanthus lutarioriparius, 438 nucleotides long. The record is from the annotation of a GenBank genome assembly. Lineage: Eukaryota; Viridiplantae; Streptophyta; Magnoliopsida; Poales; Poaceae.
AUGGCCGACGAGGCGGCGGCGCAGGCCCCGUCCCCGGCGCGGUUCACGGCGCGGGAGCUCGCGGCGGCGGAGCAGCUCAUCCACCUGAGCGAGAGCAGCUGCUCCUCCUACGCCGGCGCCCUCCCGCGGGGCUCCGUCGCGUCGGCCUCCUCCACCUCGUCCCCGCGCUCCGUCAACGCGCCGCCGCUCCCGCCGGCUACCCCUGCUCCUCCUCCUGCUGCUGGGCCUGGGCUAUUAGCCGCGGCGGCGGAGGAUGACGAGGAGGAGGAGGAGGACGAGGACCAGCAGGAGGUGGGCGGGAGGCGCCGCAGGAACAAGCGCUACCGCCCGAUCGCCGAGAUCUAUGCGGCCACCGAGCCCAAGCCGAUCGGGGCCGGGGCGCGCCGCAGGAAGGCGGACAGGCCCUCGACGGACGGCGCGCCGGAAGCCGGGAAGUAG